Molecule: messenger RNA, 1188 nt
Organism: Schizosaccharomyces japonicus yFS275
Lineage: Eukaryota; Fungi; Ascomycota; Schizosaccharomycetes; Schizosaccharomycetales; Schizosaccharomycetaceae
Product: GTP cyclohydrolase
Exons: 1
Coding region: 206-907 (233 amino acids)
Biological process (GO): folic acid-containing compound biosynthetic process; tetrahydrofolate biosynthetic process
Cellular component (GO): nucleus
Molecular function (GO): GTP cyclohydrolase I activity
Source: RefSeq, a predicted model, not a curated record
CCAACCUCCACCAUAUUGCAGCCACAUCUGUGCACGUCUUUAAGUAGUUUCGGCUAAUCCGUCGUCGUUUUACUUUGGCUUCAGCGUGAAUUGACAGGUGUCGUCUCGAACAUUGUUCGAAUUCUUGUGUCGCAACAGCGUUGUCCAUUUGGUGAAGAAAAAAAAAAUUUUUCUAAAAAACAAUUCGUGUUAGUUUUUGUUAAACAUGGAACGCCGCGACUACAUUGACUCGCCUCUGAACAUGCAAGCCGUGUCACCUUCAGGAUCCUCUUCUCCUGGCAUUGACUUGGAGGGUCUUUCAUGGCCUUGCCCUGGAACGCAAGAGCGCAUGGAGACGAGUGAAGAGGAAAAAGUGAAGACGAUUUCAAAUGCCGUCUCUACCAUCUUAAAAUGUUUGGGUGAAGACCCAACACGUCAAGGCCUUUUGGGAACUCCUGAACGUUAUGCCAAGGCCAUGCUUUACUUCACCAAGGGCUAUGAAGAGAACCUGCGUGAAGUGAUCAACAACGCCGUCUUUGAGGAGAACCACGAUGAAAUGGUCAUUGUACGUGACAUCGAGGUUUUCAGCCUUUGUGAGCAUCAUCUUGUUCCAUUCAUUGGCAAAAUUCACAUUGGCUACAUUCCUCGUAAAAGGGUUCUGGGUCUCUCCAAGUUGGCUCGGAUUGCAAACAUGUUUGCUCGUCGUCUCCAAGUGCAGGAGCGUUUAACGAAGCAAGUUGCCCAAUCUAUUCAAAAGGUCCUUAAUCCCCAAGGUGUUGCUGUAGUUAUGGAGGCUACGCACAUGUGCAUGGUCAUGCGUGGUGUCGAAAAACCCGGAAGCAGCACUGUCACCAGUAGCUUGACUGGCAUCUUUCAACAGAGCCAUAAGACGCGUGAGGAAUUCUUUCGUCUUAUCCGUCAUCAUUAAGCUACUUUUGGAGAAAAUCGCUCGCUUGCAUAUUGUCCCUGUAGCGAACGUCUUCCUCACCGCUCGCCAUUUCGUUCCUUCAACGGAUCAACUCCUUUUAAGAAAAUCUCUCGUUUUCCCGGUGUUAAACUUUUUUAAUUUGUGGUAUUUAAUAACCUUUUGUUUACUUUUCUUUUGGUAAAUUUAUUAUUUCAAGGUUAUAUAUUAUCUCGGAGGUUUUAAAAUUAAGCUUUCUGAGGCCCGAAAUCAUUGGCUACGAGCGGAAAAACCUUAAAAUCCUG